CAUCCCGACCAUCGGAACACCCAAUGACGACAGUCAGCAACCAUUCCGCAAGGCGCAAUAUUGCUCUGCUACUUCGACUUCCUCCUUGAUAGGAUAAGCAACAUCAUGUCAACCAGUACUAUCCCGAUCCCACGCGACCCAAACGAUGACGAAGCUCUAGCCUUGUUCAAGGCUAUAGAGGAGAAGUUUCCAUCGCAGUCACUUGGAGAUGACAAGUGGUAUGUUCUUCUGCUCGCGGCGAUGGUAGGUGGCGGGCAGCCGGGCUUCGCGCCUCUGCUCUACAAGGAACUCAUCAAGCGACCUGAAUACCAAACACCUGAACAGCGCCAGGCAUUGAUGCGAAGGAUACGAGAGACGCUGUUCAAGCUCAUCGUCAUUGUGGGCGUAUGCAAGCCGCUGGAAGCCAUCUUCGAUAUCGAUGCCAUUACGAGGCCAGAGGACAAGGAUUAUACAUUCUCCAGAGAGGGAUGGCAGUGUGACGAAGCAAACUCGAAACGCGGUGCAGCAUGGCAAGGUCGCCUGUACCAACACAACCAGGAGGGCAUCGAUAAUGUGUUGGCAUCACAGAAGGAUUUCGAUUGGACGAGCAAGCAGAUCACCUACGGCCUCUAUCUAUCUGACCACAGCAUCCUCAACGACGUCGAGACUGAGCUCACUGUACUCAGCGGCAUCAUGAUUCAGAAUCUGCCCAGAGAGACCGCCUGGCAUUUGCGCGGAACAAGGCGCAUUGGCGUUAGUAGGGAAGAUGUUGAGACGAUCCAGCAAUGCAUCGAGCUUGUCGCCAGCUUCUGUGGCUUGCGGCUACAUAGGGUGCCAAGGGUCGCUGACAUUGAGCAUGAAGUUUGAGCGGAUACCUGGAAUUACUGGGAGAUGCUAUUCCGGCAGAGUGUUUGCCUUGUUGACAUAUAUCAUAACAAGAAGUUUGCUCAUCUAAGAUAUGCUCAGUGACCUUGAGCUAUAA
Molecule: messenger RNA, 961 nt
Organism: Alternaria rosae
Lineage: Eukaryota; Fungi; Ascomycota; Dothideomycetes; Pleosporales; Pleosporaceae
Exons: 5
Coding region: 106-846 (246 amino acids)
Source: RefSeq, a predicted model, not a curated record